Penicillium subrubescens is the source of this 1950-nucleotide messenger RNA. RefSeq lists its product as uncharacterized. Gene Ontology annotation, biological process: DNA-templated transcription; positive regulation of transcription from RNA polymerase II promoter by galactose. Lineage: Eukaryota; Fungi; Ascomycota; Eurotiomycetes; Eurotiales; Aspergillaceae. The transcript is spliced from 5 exons. The coding region runs from base 1 to 1950 and encodes 649 amino acids. Gene Ontology annotation, molecular function: zinc ion binding; DNA-binding transcription factor activity, RNA polymerase II-specific; RNA polymerase II cis-regulatory region sequence-specific DNA binding. Gene Ontology annotation, cellular component: nucleus. The record is from RefSeq and is a predicted model, not a curated record.
AUGAAAGCUGCUACAUCUUCAGCUCCGUCUCGUGGUAAGAGGUCGCCGGAUGCGCUUCGGGAGUCCCGGCCCCGAAAGAGGGAGAAAUAUGCAAAGAUGGCCUGCUCACUAUGCAAGGUCCGAAAGGUCAAGUGCAGCGGUAACCAACCUUGUAAUCGAUGUGAGGAGCUUCACAGCCAAUGUACUUACAACGAACCGUUCCAGCCCGAAGCCGCUAGCGGCUUCGACUCACAGCCGGCCCGUCGAGGCUCUGAAGUCACGGUCUCGCAAAUGAGCAAGAUAUGUGACCAGACCCAACACUCCAUCAGCAGCUUUGGUCUCGCUCCUCCACGAAGGUCCUCCUAUCUACAACGAAGACAAGAGAACGACGAGCUUCCCCAGCCAAAUAAGCCUCUCACUCCGACGGAUCCUGGACAUACAUUAAGCCUCACACAAGAUGCGAUGAGAGAAAGGGGCCUGCUCUCUCCUCCACACUCUGAACCUGGCCCUCAUCCAGUCACUCGAGACCAGUUAAAAUUUCCUGAUACUCUGAUCAACUUACUGCAAGCCGCACGACCAUUGCUGGAAAUUGGUCACGAGAAGGUAGUCCAACUGUUUGCAAUAUUCAAGGAUGAGGUUUGCCCUUUCUAUCCUUGCGUCAGUUUAGACCUUGGCAAUGAAGUUAUCAACGACGUCUUUUCACUGUUGAAGGACACCUCUCACGGGGUUAUUCUCAACGUGGAUGUGAUUGAUGUGGAAAUCACGAAAGUGGUUGUGGCAAUUGCAUUGCUGCUCAGAGAUGACACGCAAAGCCCUUUAUCCUCUGAUCUUGAAGGACAGUUGGUUUGGAGCGUGGACUCUUGUUUCGAUCAAGAGAAGCCCCAGGUUGAGGAUAUUGUAAUGGCAACAUUACUGUCAAUUUAUUUAGGCCUCAAGCACAGAACAACCAAGGCAUGGCGAAUGGCUGGGGUAGCUGCCAAGCUAUGUCUCGAACUUGGUCUCCAUCGAGAAAGAUUUUUUGAAGAUUCCCGGGUGCUUCCACGGUGGAAUACCAAGUGGAAGCAUAUAUUCGCCAGUGUUUAUCGGCUUGAAAGGCAGUGGAGCUUCUAUUCAGGCCUGCCGUGGACACUUCAUGAUACAGAAAUCAACGUCUCUUCGCUCACAGUAGAACCGACAGAUUCUUAUAUAUCAACCAUGAUCUCCUUGGACAGAAACCUUUCUGAGACAUGGACUAUCGUCAACAUCCCGUCAUCUCAACCCAAAAACAACGAGGAACGAGUUGAAUUCCUCAACUUCCAACUUCAAAAACUCGUUGACAAGAUACCAGCAGAGGACUUCAAAUCCCUAGAGCCAACCAUAACCCCACCACCAUGGCUUCAAGCUGGACUGAAAAAGUUCUGCCUCCUUCGCGUGCACCACAUCAAAAUUUUCACACAAAUAAGCGCAUCCGGUUCAAUAAGAAAUCUCAUCUCAAAUACAACCUCAACUAAUACUCUCGUGACGGCAGCCGCAAAAUCAAUCGAUCUGCACAUGGAAAUGGUCGACGCCGGCGAAAUCAGUCCCCUCAUGCUACCCACAAUGCUCAAAUUGCUUCUUUCCUCGCUAUCUAUCAUGAUGUUUGCCGUCUCACACUGUCCAGACGAGUAUGGCCCGCUGUGUAGCAAGCAUUUUGAAACAGCCGUGCAAAUCCUCAGCGAUGCGCAGAGCUACGUCAAAGACCCAGAUAUGACUAUCUGGGGUACCUUGCGUGUAUUGGAAAAGGUUGUUGAAACGAGUCAGCGAUCAUAUACUCAGCGGUCGGCGCCUUUGGUCAGUCGCAAGGAAGACAUGAGCAACGAUGUUGAUCAGGGGGAGGUCUUUUGUGAAGGAAGUGUGUUUGAGGAGCUCCCGACGCCGGACUCGGAAUUCUUCUCCAUGUUGGGGAGUAUCGGAGCGACAGAUAUACUUCAUAUGGAUAACAUCUUCAGCUAA